Anoplopoma fimbria (sablefish) is the source of this 4381-nucleotide messenger RNA. RefSeq names its product constitutive coactivator of PPAR-gamma-like protein 1 homolog. NCBI's taxonomy places the organism in Eukaryota, Metazoa, Chordata, Actinopteri, Perciformes, Anoplopomatidae. The transcript has 17 exons. Gene Ontology annotation, cellular component: nucleus. The coding region runs from base 83 to 3220 and encodes 1045 amino acids. The record is from RefSeq and is a predicted model, not a curated record.
GGGGAGAGAGGCGCACUGACUGCAACCACCUUUGGUUUAAUUUCUUCCGAUAUUUCGCUUUGAAGUUUUCCUCACGCUCACCAUGGGAGUUCACGGUUUCCAAGAGUACAUUGAAAAGCACUGCCCCGGCGCUGUGGUGCCGGUGGAGCUCCAGAAGCUCGCCCGAGGGAGUAUUGUUGGAGGCGGCCGGCAGGGACCUCCUCAGAGUCCGCUGAGACUGCUGGUGGACGCCGAGAACUGCCUCCACCGGCUCUACGGAGGCUUCUACACCGACUGGGUCAGCGGGGGCCAGUGGAACCACAUGCUGGGCUACCUGGCCGCCCUCUCCAAGGCCUGCUUCCACGGCAACAUUGAGCUCCUGGUGUGCUUCAAUGGCGCCCUGGAGAAGGGCCGCCUUCACGAGUGGGUCAAGCGGCAGGUGAACGAGAGGCAGACCGCCCAGCAGAUCAUCAGCCACGUCCAGAACAAGGGCACCCCGCCGCCCAAAGUCUGGUUCCUCCCUCCCGUGUGCAUGGCCCACUGCAUCCGACUGGCGCUCCUCAAGUUCCGCGUCGGGGUGGUCCAGAGCAUGGAGGACCACCACCUGGAAGUGAUGGCCUUAUGCAGGGAGAGCGGCGUCCACGGCCUGGUUGCCUACGACUCUGACUACGCCCUGUGCAACAUCCCGUGCUACUUCAGCGCCCACGCCCUCAAGCUGAGCCGCAACGGCAAGAGCCUCACCACCAGCCAGUACCUAAUGCACGAGGUGGCCCGGCAGCUCGACCUCAACCCAAAUCGUUUUGUUGUUUUUGCAUCGCUUUUAGGAAAUCACAUACUGCCUGAUGAAGACUUGGCUGCCUUUCACUGGAGCUUACUCGGUCCAGAGCAUCCAUUAGCAUCUCUGAAGGUGCGUGCCCACCAACUCGUGCUCCCACCCUGUGAUGUCGUCAUCAAGGCUGUGGCUGACUACGUCCGCAACAUCCCGGACAUAGCCGACCUCGAGGCCGUUGCUAAGGACAUCUUCAAGCACUCACAGACGUGCACCGAUGACAAAGUCCUCCGCUUUAAGAAGGCAGUGGAGUACUACUCGGUGGCCAGAAGCUCCUCCCACUUCCCUCCACAGUUAGUCGGACCAAAACCAAUGGGAGUGUCCGCUGCAGUGCCGUUUCCAAAGAUGCUUAACAUUCCACAUGUGCCGCCGCCCGUUAAAGCCGGGGUCCAGCACCCGCACCCGGAUCUUCUGGUGGAGCGCUGCCCUGCUCCGGACCUCGUGGAGAAAGGCCCCCCGCAGCGGGACAGCUUUGGCAACACUCCUCACGAAGGGAAGCACACGCCGCUGUAUGAGAGGUCGACUCCCAUCAAUCCCCACGACCACCUGGAGGCCGCUCUCUUCAACGCCUCCUCCUCGUCCUCCUCCACGGAGAACGAGGAGAGCUCAGGCACAACUGCCAAUCAUGCUGGUGACCAUAAGGGAGGAUGGGGGAAAAACGGACAUGCUCCACAUUCUGAAAUCACGCCAGGAGGAGAAUCGGGGGACAGGACAAAAGGCCACCUCUGUGGGACCCCAGCUGCGGGCCCGGGGUCAGGGGCCGAGGGUCUCCACGGCCUGAGAGCUCAGAUCCCCUCGCUGCUCUCCAUGCCCACCAGGAACCACAUGGACGUCACCAUCCCGGCCCUCCCCGCCGUGGCCCCCGAGGUCCUGCGGGUGGCUGAGCACAGACACCAGAAGGGCCUCAUGUACCCCUACAUCUACCACACUCUCACCAAGGGAGAGAUCAAGCUGUCCGUUACCAUCGAAGAUGAAGCCAACAAAGACCUGCCUUCAGCAGUGCAGCUGUUUCGGCCAAUCCGCCAGUACGUUUAUGGAGUGCUCUUCAGCCUGGCCGAGGCCAGGAAGAAGGCCGAGAGGCUCGCCAUGAGGAAGAACUGCCUCCCUGAAUAUACACAUGUCAUGGUCAAAGAAUGGGCUGCCUACAAAGGCAAGUCUCCCCACACUCCAGAGCUGGUGGAGGCUCUGCCCUUCAGGGAGUGGACCUGCCCCAACCUGAAGAAGCUGUGGCUGGGGAAGGCCGUGGAGGACAAGAACCGCAGGAUGAGAGCGUUUCUGGCCUGCAUGCGCUCCGACACCCCAGCCAUGCUGAACCCCGCCAGCGUCCCCACGCCCCUCUUGGUUCUCUGCUGUGUGCUGCGGUUUAUGUUACAUUGGCCAGGAGUAAGAAUUUUGCGUCGUAACGAACUUGACGCUUUCCUAGCCCAAGCACUUUCUCCUAAACUUUAUGAGCCUGACCAGCUGCAGGAACUGAAGAUCGACAACCUGGACCCUCGAGGAGUCCAGCUGGCCGCUCUGUUCAUGAGCGGCGUGGACAUGGCCCUGUUUGCCAACGACGCAUGCGGACAGCCUAUUCCCUGGGAGCACUGCUGUCCCUGGAUGUACUUUGAUGGCAAGCUGCUGCAGAGUAAACUCAUCAGGGCCAACCGGGAGAACGCCCAGCUCAUUGACCUCUGUGAUGGUCAGCCUGAGCUGGCUGCCAAGGUGGAGAAGAUGCGUCAGAGCAUCCUGGAAGGUCUCAACUUCACUCGGCCGCCUCAUCCUCCUCCGUUUCCCCCACCGCCACCUUGUGGGAUGCCUUUCUACCCCCUUCCCGGCUCCUUCUACCCCCCGCCCCCUAUGAUGCCCCCUCAGGGGAGAGGCAGAGUGGUGCCUGGACUCGAAGGAAUUUCAUCGCAGGGUGGGAAGCUGGAGAUAGCCGGCACUGUGGUGGGCCAGUGGGCGGGAACUCGACGCCCCCGAGGAAGAGGAGGCUUCCCCUUUCAGGUGGUGUCUGUCGGUGGACCAAACAGAGGUCGUCCCAGAGGUGUGAUUUCCACGCCUGUCAUCAGGUCGUUCGGUCGGGGAGGCAGGUACCACACUCGAGUCUUCAAAAGUCAGCUAGCUUACCUGAGUAAGCCUGCUCAUAAGCCUGCUCUUAAGUCUGGACACAAUGCAGCGAAGGAGAGCAAGAAGCCCGAGACAGAGGAGAGGAAAUCCUCCCCAGCCACAGAGAACGGCGUGGAGAACGAGGAGCCGGACCAGCUCAACGGAGAUAAAGAGGAACGCGGGGCUCUCAUCAAACCUGAAAGUGCCUUUAGCAGCGACUCCAAGACGCGCAAUUCUAAUCCUCACUUAAAUGCACUAAACGUAGAUGGCGGCUGCCGCAGAGAGGAGUUUCUGGAGGCCGUCGUCUUAAAAGCAGAAGAGUAAGCCUAUUUUUCUAGCGAGGGUGAAGGAUGAAAGGUGGAACAGGGUUCGGAUGUCUGAGAAUUUCGAAAGCCUACAGUCAACGUACCCUUUGCCUGUCAGAUAAAAAGAUGAAAUUCUCAGUAAAACACAUGAGAUACACACAACUGCUAGUUUAAGCAAUCGGUCGCUCCAUCACUGAGAUUUUAAAUGUUUGUGGGAAUGAUACUUUUCUUUUUCACUAGAAUAUUAAAGAAGCUGUCAUUUGGAAAUAUUUUACUUCUUCUAGGUUGACACGUCAAGGUAGUAUCUGUUAUCAAUUUUGUGUUGUGUUUGGGUUUCAAACAAAGCAACUCGGUCCAAUUGUUCAGUCAUUUAGCUGUAGGCAACAUUUCAACACCCUAAAAAUCCGACCCAAAAAGAAACUCUUAACACUCAACUUGGUUCCUUUGAGUACCACAAACCCCCUUCUGCAUGGUUCACAGUGUCAGAGGUGUGUAGUUAUUAUGCAUGACGCCCUUUUUUCCUUCUAUCUUCACAUAGCACCGGGUCCAUUCACAAACUAAUGGAUGGCGAUGUAAACGGUAUAAAACAAAAAAAAAAGUUUGAUUUGUUCUGACCUUGGAGUUCUACCUACUUUGGAAGUAGCGUAUUCACACAAUGUUGUUCUGUCAUUUUUUGCAUUAGUCAAAUAUCUGAGAGAAAAGGGGAAAAAAAGAAUUGCAUAAAAGCUUUGAUUAAUCUUUUUGUAGCUUAAAGAAACAUACUCCAGCUUCUAAUUAAGACCCAAGCCGUCAAACCAGUAAUCGGUUUUAACUUCAGUGUUGUUUUCACACUUUUCACACUCAUUUAACAGUUUUACCCUCCUAUUCAGCUUUGCAUUUUCAUUAAUGAUCACAGAAAUGCCCCCUCCCCCCUCCCCGCCAGAGCUAAAUAGGUUACCUUCAAUGUAAGUGGAUCAGUUUCUUCCUAACUCAUGGAUUGUCAUAAGAAUGAACUUCUGUUGGGUCUGAUUGAAUAUCGAUGGAUUGAUUGUGGCGCGGUGUGUUUGAAGGCUACUUAGCGAAGCAAUUAAUAAAACUCUAUUCUUUUAGUACAAGUUUGUUGCUUGUUUGUUUAUACCUCAUCACACUGUAACAGCAUGUAGGCAUUAAUAUUUCACCUUUUCCCCCUGGCUCGCCGACU